This is a messenger RNA of Bipolaris oryzae ATCC 44560, 1611 nucleotides long. RefSeq lists its product as uncharacterized. Bases 1 to 1611 code for a protein of 536 amino acids. The transcript has 4 exons. The record is from RefSeq and is a predicted model, not a curated record. Lineage: Eukaryota; Fungi; Ascomycota; Dothideomycetes; Pleosporales; Pleosporaceae. Gene Ontology annotation, molecular function: oxidoreductase activity, acting on paired donors, with incorporation or reduction of molecular oxygen; monooxygenase activity; iron ion binding.
AUGCUCACAGACAUCAUUACUCGAGCACUGGGCCAAUACUUGCCUCUGGCUCUCGUAUUUUCUGUGCUCAUUUAUCUAGCUCGCAACUACUAUAAGCGAGACUUAAACAAGUAUCCGGGACCACUAGCGUGCGCUUUCACCGACUGGUACAGGUUUUUCAAAGCAUGGCAGAGGAAACCUGAACAGUGGCAUAUAGAUUGCCAUAAGAAAUAUGGGGACAUUGUCCGCCUUGGGCCAAACUGCCUCUCCUUUGCCAAUCCGAAGUCCGUCAAAGCUAUUUACGCUUUGGGUAAAGGUUUCACCAAGUCAGACUUUUACCCUGUACAGAUGGCAACCUCGAAGGAGGGAAAGAAGCUCCCAACACUAUUCAGCACCCAGUCGGAAGAAUAUCAUUCCCAGUUGAAGCGCAGCGUUAACAGCGUCUUUUCCAUGUCGGCCCAGAUGCAGUAUGAGCCUAUCUUCGACUCAGUGAACGAAGUAUUCCUCCACCAGACACAGGAACGAUUUUCGAAUACCGGUAAAUACUGCGACUUCUACCAGUGGCUCCAAUUCUACACUUUCGACGUUAUCGGUGAACUAGUUUACUCUAAAAGGCAUGGCUUUUUGGAGAGCAACUAUGAUAUCGAGGGAAUCGUCAAGGGAAACUCCGCCCUAUUCGACUAUGCUGCUGUGGUGGGACAGAUUCCUGUUCUGGACAAGUUAUGGAAAAAGAACCCAAUCAAACUGCUUGCAGCCAAGUACGGACUGAUCGACUCUUCGUAUCCUGUUGCAAGCUUCGCCAAAGCCCGCCUUGCCGAACGGCAUCCUUCCGGGACGGUCUUCUCGAAAGAAAAUCUUGCUUGGCAAAGAAACGAUACGAAUAUGCCACAGGACUUCCUCUCCAAGUUCAUCCAGGCCAAACAUGACAGGCCAGACUUUUUCAACGAUCAACUUGUCGUUACCAUGUGCGUCUCCAUGGCCUUUGCUGGAUCUGAGCCUGCAGCCGUAUCAAUGAGUGGUGUUUUCGCCUCGCUUCUGAGAAACCCCAGAUGCUUGGAAAAGGUUUACGAAGAACUCGAUCGCAAAGCAUUGGAAGGUCACUUCAAAGAUACUACAACAGGUACAGUCACGUGGCAAGAGAGCCAGGGACUUCCCUACCUUGAUGCCUGCAUCAAAGAAGCUUUCCGCCUCCACCCCGCCCCAGGAUUGCCAUUCGAGAGAGUUGUUCCACCAGAGGGUGUGCUCAUCGACGGUGAGUUCAUCAAAGGAGGAACAAUUGUCGGGUGCAAUGCAUGGGUUAUCCACCGCCGUACCGAGAUUUUCGGCGAGAACCUCGAUGAUUUCGUACCAGAACGUUGGCUUGUGGACCCGUCCAAAGAUCGAGAGGCAGAAAUCGCUCGAAUCAAAGACAUGGAUUACUACAUCAUGAGUUUUGGCAAAGGGCCGCGCGUGUGCCUCGGAAAGCACAUUGGUAUGAUGGAGGUUUACAAGCUCAUUCCAGCAGUUCUUCGAAGAUGGGAGCUUGAAUUGGACGAAGGGUCUCGUGAAGUUCGUUUCCGUAACGGCUGGUUUGUUAGACCAGUAGAACUCAAGGUGAAGUUUACAGACCGGAAACUAGUUACACCAGCAUAA